Messenger RNA from Schistosoma turkestanicum, 1679 nucleotides. Lineage: Eukaryota; Metazoa; Platyhelminthes; Trematoda; Strigeidida; Schistosomatidae. The record is from the annotation of a GenBank genome assembly.
GUCGAUUUUUACGAAUAACGGAUUAUUGAGAAGAUUGUUGUAAUUAGUCAAUAUUGUUUUGAAAUGAAUGUUUUAGAACGUUUAUCAAUGGAAUUGUUACCACCGAAACCAGAUCCUAGACUGGAUGGAUAUCCUUUAAUGACAUCUUGGACUCCUACAGCUUUAAUUACAUUAACUUAUAUUAUUGGAGUAUAUGCUUGGAAAGCUGAAUGUUUGAAAAGACAUGGAAAACAACCUAAAAAUAGAAAAGAGUUUAAUUCUGAAAUGAAAAAACCGAAUUCAUCAUCAUCAUCGCUAUCGGGAAACAUUAUCAAACAACUUAUGAUUCUAUAUAACGUUGUGAUGGUUAUCUAUUCUGCUGUUAUUUCAUUCGGUACUCUAUGGGCUGUUUAUACUUUAGGCUAUGGUUUAGGCUGUGAAGAACAACCAGAUCCUAAUGAUGCAAGAACUGACAAACUUGUAUGGAUUGGAUAUCUAUUCUAUUUUUCUAAAAUUAUUGAACUGUUAGAUACUGUAUUCUUCUUAUCACGAGGUAAAGUUGAUCAAGUCACAUUUCUACAUGUAUUCCAUCAUGCAGCUAUGCCACCGUCAAUUUGGUGGGGAUUAAAAUAUGCACCGGGUGGUAUGAUUUAUAUGUUUCCAUUGAUAAAUAGUUCAAUUCAUGUUGCAAUGUAUACUUAUUAUGGCUUAGCCGCUGCUGAAGCAUAUCGUUAUUUAUGGUGGAAAAAUUAUUUAACUUUAGCGCAAAUGAUUCAAUUUGUCAUUUUUAUCCUUCAUCAAGGUCAAGUAUUUGUACGGUCUACACCAUGCAAUUAUCCGAAAAUAUUCCCAGCUGUAGUUGUACUAUACGCUACGAUAUUUUUAAUAUUAUUCUCUAAUUUCUAUAUUAAAGCCUAUUGGCAUAAACAACGAUUGGCUAAAAGUUUAAAAGAACAACAUCGACACCAAGAGAAUGGUAUAAUUAAACAACAGACCAAUGGUUACGGACCUCGUAUGAAUCAGUCAACGGUGCGGAAAAUGGAUUAAUGUUCAGUGUUUUCGUUCGUGAAGUUCUGCGUUUUUUUUUCCUGCUUUUGUCUCUGUAAUAAAAAGCUGUUUAUUUUUUCCUCUUUUCACUUCUUUUCAAGCAUAUAAUAUGUUACUUCUGUUGUGUAACGUUUUUUCCUUCAGUUUCUGCACUUUCAAUAGAUGUAAUGUAAUAUCACCUACCUGACUAUUAUUUUCUUGUAUAUCACAUGACUUGGAGAGAUGAUGUGAUGAGUUCGUUUUUGAAAUUUUAUUGUAACGACCCACUCACUGGCUUGACUGUUGUAAUCUUUGAAUGUAUGCUUUAUACAUAUGGUAGUGAAUGUUUUUGAAGCGUUGUAAUUUUGUGUAGUUGAUCACUAUUAGUUUACAUAAAUAAAUAGGCUGGUUGAGGGCUUUCAUUAUCCGUUUUCAGCUAGAUUACUACAAUACACACACCUAUCCAUCAUUGGGUAUUUUUGUAUGAGGAGAAUGUUUGUGUAUGUGUAUGUGUGUGUGUGUUUGUCCAUGAAUCUCCUCAUAUUUAUUAGCUGUUCUUUACAAUUGCUGUGAGAUUGUAUAAAUUGUGUAUAAACUGUGAGAAGUACUAUAUAAUAUAUAUAUCAUAAAAUAUUUUAUGUUUGUAUAUGUAUAAUAAAGAAUUUUUGACUUUC